CGAACGGAUCCCGCCAAGAUUUUGGUCAUCCAGUUCGCCGAUUGAAAAAGGAGAUUUAUACAGGUCUGAGGGUUCCUGUCGUUUGGUCCGAUUAAGACCAAUGUUCCAUUGAAAUUCAAGCCAUAAAUAGAAAACUUUUGGUUCAUGAGGGACAAUUCCAAGUGCAGAGCUGAGCCAUUGGCAAAAUCAUCUCCUUUCAUGAAGUUUGAUCAUCCCACAACGUUUUAACAUCAUGCAAGUGUAUCGUCAUUUGACCAAAAUGAAGAUUUGGUUUCUCAUUCUUCUGGAGGUGGUUUUCCAACAAACACACCCAAUUUUGGCCAGGACUGCCAUGAGACACGCCUCGCAUCUGUCCCAAUUGGCUCGAGGGCGUAACCUGGUUCGAAGAGCCAUCUCGGAGCAAAACCUCCGGGAACCUGAGCCUGAAAUCAAUCGGGGGAACAAUGAAGAGCUGACGGCCUUGAAGGCUUUGGACAUAUUACUGAAGAAAUACGACCGAAGAUCCACGCCCACCAAUGACCAAGGUGUGCCCACCAACGUCUCCUGUCAACUGUUUGUGGCCAGUUUGAGUUCGAUUAACACGGAAAAUAUGGAUUACGUGACGGAUGCCUACCUGAGACAAAAGUGGUCGGAUCCGAGACUCUCACAUGAGGAUAUCAAGUCCCCAUUGGAUCUGGCAGAUCCCGCUUUGGUCAAGGCCAUUUGGAAACCUGAGGUCUACUUCCCCAAUGCCAAGGACGCCCAUUUCCAAUUUGUGACGGUUCCAAAUGUGCUCAUUCGGAUCCAUCCGGGAGGAGAAAUCCUCUACAUUCUAAGGUACGAAACUGGGACACUGUCUGGGAUAUCAUUUGGAAAGAGGCUAUACGUCCUCACUCAUAUCCAUGCUAGUUAUUAUAUUGCUUUUUUUAGAUUCAGAAGACAGAUAAGGAAUUACAGCUGCUUGGUGGCCACUUUUCAUCUUCAUCGGUCCAUAGGGUUCCAUUUGAUCCAAUCCUACCUUCCUUCCAUCCUGAUUGUGUCCAUAUCUUGGGUCUCAUUUUGGAUGGACGUGGACUGUGUACCCGCUCGAGUCACCCUCGGGGUCAUUACGCUCCUAACGGUGUCCUCACAAGUAUCCGGAACCUCCGUUCCACAAACUUCUUACGUCAAGGCCAUAGAUGUGUGGAUGGGCGUUUGUACAGCCUUUGUUUUUGCGGCUCUGGUUGAAUUCACAUGUGUCAACUACCUGUGGCGACGGAACCAACGGCCUUUCCUCAAUUUCGACGCUGCCGAGCAAGCGCCCAUGAUGCAGUUGGACCUAAUCGAGAACCACGGAUCUUUGGACCAUGACAAUAUCGAGAUGAAUCAGGUCCAAUCCACUCAGAGUCUUGACAAAUCCCAUCUCCGGAUUCGGGGCAAUCACCUCCAACCGGAUCCAGAUGGACUGGGAUGCCUGGGGACGGGUCAGUGCAUCAGUCGCAGUGUCAGUCAACCCGCGAACAUGGACCUCAAGGUCAAUGGUUUGGACCAAAUUCCGUCACCUCGACUUUUGCGGAGCUCGAUCGGCGUUCGCAAGAAUCGAAUGUUGGCCGUUCGGAUUGACGAGGUUUGCCGGUUCGUCUUUCCCUUGGGAUUCGCCUUGUUCAAUGCCAUGUACUGGACCUACUACAAGGAACACGAGAUCACCAACUACGAGUACUAGUAG
This is a messenger RNA of Tigriopus californicus, 1684 nucleotides long. Its product is annotated as glycine receptor subunit alpha-2-like. The transcript is spliced from 9 exons. The record is from RefSeq and is a predicted model, not a curated record. Lineage: Eukaryota; Metazoa; Arthropoda; Copepoda; Harpacticoida; Harpacticidae. Gene Ontology annotation, molecular function: chloride channel activity; extracellular ligand-gated monoatomic ion channel activity; transmembrane signaling receptor activity. The coding region runs from base 233 to 1681 and encodes 482 amino acids. Gene Ontology annotation, cellular component: neuron projection; synapse; membrane. Gene Ontology annotation, biological process: chemical synaptic transmission; nervous system process; chloride transmembrane transport.